Culex quinquefasciatus (southern house mosquito) is the source of this 1313-nucleotide messenger RNA. RefSeq names its product D-aspartate oxidase. Lineage: Eukaryota; Metazoa; Arthropoda; Insecta; Diptera; Culicidae. The transcript has 4 exons. Gene Ontology annotation, molecular function: FAD binding; D-amino-acid oxidase activity. The coding region runs from base 163 to 1200 and encodes 345 amino acids. The record is from RefSeq and is a predicted model, not a curated record.
CAUCUCAGUAUUUUGGCGAUUAAUAUUUACAGCUUUUUAAACGCGUUUACAACCGAAAUUGAGUAAUGAAUAGCUCAGUAGGAAGUGAAGCAUACAGAUCUGCAAAAUAAAUUGUUCAAAUAGAUCCAAUUUUAACUGCGGCGCGUCGACGACGUAGAGAUCAUGCCACCCAAGCAAAAGUUCAUCAUUCUUGGCGCCAGCAUCAACGGGCUAUCCUGCGCAUACCGGCUACACCAACGCUACCCCGACGCGCAUUUGGAGAUCAUCAGCGAUCGGUUCAGUCCGGACACCACCUCGGACGUGGCCGCUGGCCUAUGGGAACCAUUUCUGCUCGGGGACACCCCGACCGAGUUGGUGAGAAAAUGGUCCCGCGAAAGUUACCACUACUUUCACGACCUGUGGCGGUCGGGACGGGCCGACGAGUGCGGCAUAUCGCUGGUGCCGUACGUAGCCGUCACGGCCAAGGUCGACGGGCUGGAGGAGCCAAUCUGGAAAGAUUUUGCCUUCGGGUACGGCGAGCUGUCCGCGCAAAGAUUAGACGAGCUGGGUCGCGAGCAUGGCGUCAAAUACGUCUCAGGCAACGAAUUCGUGACGUUCACCUGCGAACCAACACGGCUGCUGCAAUUUUACACCUCGGCGUUGCAGCGCUCCACCGGCGUUACAUUCCGUCGGCAGAAGAUAACCACGCUGGGGGAGAUUCUACCAGCGGCCGAUACCGUGCCCAACGCGAUCGUGAUCAACUGCUUGGGGCUGGGAUCGAGCCAGGUGUUGGGCGAUGAUGGCGGUUCGUUGGCGGCGACACGUGGCCAAAUAAGGCGCGUCGAGGCUCCCUGGAUGUUCCAGGUGCUGAUCAGCGACGCGGGCUAUGUUAUUCCCAACACCGGAGCGGUCACGCUGGGCGGAACCAAGCAAAAGGGUGACUGUGAUCUGUUGGUCAGGGAGGGGGACUCUGAGGGGAUAAGUCGCGGCUGUUGCGCGUUGGUUCCUGGACUGGGGAGGGCUCCCGUGGUGGGUGAUUUGGUCGGGUUGCGUCCGACGCGGAGUUCCGUGCGGCUGGAGCUCGAGUGGAUCGACGGAGUUGUUCCGGUAGUUCACAACUAUGGCCACGGCGGUGGGGGCAUCACGCUCGCUUGGGGUUGCGCUGGCCAUGUUCUAAGCUUGGUGCAGCCGCUUAUCAACGGGCCGGGAAGUAAGCUUUAGAAUGACUUCCUUGCAUCAACAAUGACUCCAAGGAUAGAAAGCUAUAAAGUGUAACAUUUUUUCCAUUGCAAUUCCAGCGAGGAAAUGUAAAUACAAAUAUUUGCAAAGAUUCA